CAGGGCCAGGUGCCGCCCCUGAACAUCUGGAUCUGGGGACGCGGCAAUCUCCAUUUCUCCCACCGGUCUGCCAUCGGCAAAACCCGUCCAGCACCCGAAUUCUCGACCCGGCCAACCAACCUGAGGCGCGGGCGGUUCCCCCAGGUUUUGCACGCGUUUCCGCAUUGUGCGCCGUCCAACACAGCAUCGACAAUUGAAGGGUCUCCCCCACCGACGCCACGCCGCCCCGAGUUGGCGCGGCACAGCAUCACGCCCAAGUACCGGGACCUGCCGGUCGCCGAAACAUACAAUACACCAUGCCUCAAGCCCGCCCACCCAAGCGACCCAGCGACGCCGGCGAUGGGCCAGCCGAUGCUGCCUCGGUGCCCAAGGUGAAACUGGCGCGUCUCGAGCGCGGACCCGAGGAGUUUUCCAAUGUCGUGAAGAGCAAGCUGCAGUCGUACACGCGCACCGGGCAGGCGUGCGAUCGGUGUAAGGUCCGCAAAAUCCGUUGCGACGCCCUCGCCGAAGGCUGCUCGCAUUGCGCCACCCAGAAUCUCGAGUGUUACGUGACCGACCGCGUCACGGGCCGCACCGAGCGGAGGGGCUAUCUCCAACAACUCGAGCGCGAGAAGGGUGCCAUGCUCGUCCAUAUCCGCGAGCUCGAAAAGCUCCUGGAGAACAACGGCGUCGAAGUAAGGCCGUGGCAGUUUCCCGGGUACACGACCACGUAUCCCCCAGAUAUUCCCCGCGACCACCUUGGCGUUCCCGACCCGUCUUUCAAGGACCAAUGGCAGCAGGUCGGCUUGGUAUGGGUGAAGAACAGUCAACAGAAGCCGCCAUCCAACAGCGGCAGCACCCAUACGCCAUGGUCGAUGCUCGCGUCCAGGCCGAAAGACAGCUACUUGGGUGUGUCCUCGGACAGCGCACCUCUCAGCUCCAUCAAGGGAACCACCUUAUCCAUCCUCGGGACCACGAUUGACCUGACAUGUUUUGACGCCCCGGACAUCGAUGAGCCUCCUCCCGGAGCCCCCAUCGGCUCGCCGCUUUACAACAAAUCCGUCAUGGCCCUGCUCCAAUCCUGCCUCAACAUCAACCCCCCGCAGAGCAAUGUCGAGCUGCCCUCGAGGAAUGAUGCGUUCACAUAUGCCGAGUGGUAUUUCCUCAUGGUCUGGCCAUUCCUUCCAAUCCUGCACAAACCCUCUUUUAUCCAGCUUUUGACACGUAUUUAUGACGACCCAACCUUCAAGCCGACAGUGCCGGAGCUGGUCGUCGUGCACAUGGUUUUCGCCACAAUUUAUUUUCAAUACGGCGUUAGGAACCAGGAGGAGCCCGAGAAGCAUGCCCAACUCAACGAACUGUCCAACAAGCAUUACCACUGGAGCUUGAACAAGUUUUUUGACCUCGCCACUUCUCAUGCGGUGACGUCUGUCCAGGCCCUGGCCAUGAUUGCAUCGCAUACUCGGAACUUCCCCAAGCCCGAGUGCUCUCUGGCCGUCGCCAGCUACGCGUUUGGGAAAGCCAUCGAGAUGAAUCUUCACAGAGCUGUCAAGAUACCAGGUGGCGGGACAACAAUAGAUAACGAAGUGCGCAAGCGAAUAUGGUGGGCUACCGUCGCCAUCCUGUGCACCCUGAACGGCCGACUCGGCCGGCCGAUGCCCAUCUCGGUGGAAGAGUUUGACGUCGGCUUCCCUCUCGCUAUCAACGAUGAGUACAUUGGAGAGGAAGGGAUAUUGGAUCCUUCCAAGAUCGGCCAUUGCAACUACAGUGUCGGCCUGACAGGCUUCAAGAUCACCCCUCUUUACAUCGAGAUGUAUUCCAAAAUCUACAGCGUGCGGCGAGACCCUAGCAAGUACGUCCAAGUGGUCAGCCAACUUGAAGAGGCGUUGCGGAACCUUUUGGAUGAGCUGCCCGACGAGCUGAGACUGGACAAAUGCCAGCCCACGAGCCAAAUCUUCGCGCUCUACACCCAGGCAUUCUGUCUCGAAUUCACCCUCUGUCUCAGGCACCCCUCCGUUUGUCUGGCUGAUGAUGCCAAAAUCGUCGCCGAAAACACUAGGGUCUGCGAGGAGACGGCUCGGAAGCUUCUCAAGGUGGUUGGAUCGCUGUUCAAGUUGAAGUCAUUGGACACAACCUGGUACCAGCAGGCGGUCUACGUUGGUGCCAUUUUCUCGACACUCGUGGCACACUGGCAACGGCGCUACGAAAUAACCGCCUUUGAGGUUGCCGCCCUUCGUGAAGACAUGUCACUGUGGUUGAACAUCAUCGGGGAAAUAGGUCGACUUUUAGGCACGGGCAAUCGUCUUGCAACCGAGAUAGGCGCCAUCAUUGAGCGAACCAUCAACUGGAUCGAGCAAGACAUGGGCCGUAAGUCCGGGUCACCAGCCGGCCAGAUUCCCAUCAAACAGCAGUCCCCAUCAUACCAACAAGCCGUGAAACCAAAACAACAAACAAGCAACGCACUAGUUCCCGGCGGUGUAGGCGCGACUACCGCCUCCGAGCAACGGAACGGUGGUACCACAAACGGGAACUAUUACGAACCCAGCGUCACCACCGCCGCCGCCUACCCGUCUCUCAGCUACGGCGAUCAGGCCGCCGGUGGGGUUGCCGCUAACCAGAGCAAUACCGGGGCAGUCGACUCUCCCGAUGGGGCACAGUAUCUCUAUGCAGCAGCCUCGGCCGCUGCAGCGGCAACCGCAUCGAACGCGACGGCGGCAAUGGAGCAAGCGGCUGCGGCGCAAAAUCCCCUGAUCGCCUUCGCUUCCCAAGCAACACAACACGUCGCGGGACAGGCGACAGACAACUGGCCCGCGCAACCCCCAUUAAUGGCGCAUAACGCGCCCCCCACCAAUACAUGGCAAGACUGGACAAAUGCGAUCCAAGACACGCAGGACCGGUAUAGCGCCAACGCCCUCCUCACGCUCAACUCUGGACGGCCGGGCGAUGUCGGCACCGGCGGGGUCGUCGACCACGUCAACCAAGACGACGCAAUGGGCAGCGCACAUUCAGGACAGUGGCCCCUCCUAGUGUUUCAUGACGGAUCUGGUGGUGUGAGCGGCCCAUGAGGGCAUCCUUUUCUUUGUCUUUAUAUACACCUUUUCCCCAAUCGCUAUUGAUACCACGGUAUAUGGAUUCUUCCUUUCGGUCAGCAUGAACUCGGCUUGCUUGCUGGGUCACCUCUCGUCUAGGAUCUGUCUCGGCUUUUUGUGGAGCUAGGAUGAUUUGGCAAUGUGGUAUAAUAUCUGGGUCUCACGCAUUUCAGUUAGAAACGGCGGGAGGUGUUCGGGGGUCUCUAAAUGGAAGCAACAGGCAACAACAUACUCUCGGCUGGUUUUUUGGGCCACAUGGUCUCGGCGCUCUGUAUUUCCGGAACUAGUUUCAAGGUGUCGUCCGUGGGGGAUCGGACCUCAUCUCUAAUUGCCUCUAGGUUGAGGCCUUUUUCUAUGUAGUUCACUCGGGGUGGUGGAAAAUACAACGAAGUGCGAUCCCGAAACUGCGAUCCCGAAACUGCGAUCCCAC
Chaetomium fimeti is the source of this 3498-nucleotide messenger RNA. RefSeq lists its product as uncharacterized. Gene Ontology annotation, biological process: DNA-templated transcription; regulation of DNA-templated transcription. The transcript has 4 exons. NCBI's taxonomy places the organism in Eukaryota, Fungi, Ascomycota, Sordariomycetes, Sordariales, Chaetomiaceae. Gene Ontology annotation, molecular function: DNA-binding transcription factor activity, RNA polymerase II-specific; zinc ion binding; DNA binding. The record is from RefSeq and is a predicted model, not a curated record. Bases 297 to 3044 code for a protein of 915 amino acids.